Adineta ricciae is the source of this 525-nucleotide messenger RNA. Lineage: Eukaryota; Metazoa; Rotifera; Eurotatoria; Adinetida; Adinetidae. The record is from the annotation of a GenBank genome assembly.
AUGGACUUGAGAAACGGUGUCUGUGAUAUGUUUGGUAUAUAUAAACUAAUAUAUGCGAUUUAUCAAAUUAUCGUUUCGGGUCUUCUACCACCAAUUUUCAUGAGUGUUUUCAGCAUUCUUACCAUUAUUAGUCUUCAUGAACGACAUCAUACGAAUCAAAUACGUGUCAAACAGAGUGAUCAACAACUGACACGUUUGGUUAUUGUUGAAGUGAUAGUGAACGUUCUCACAGCAAUUCCAUAUUCUGCAAAUCUUUUGUAUGGUGCAUUGACAUAUUUUGUUACGAAUAAAAGUACCCAACGUCUCGAAAUUGAAUCAUUUAUCACCUUUAUCGCUCAGUUUAUGAUUUAUUUCGUUGGUAUUGCUCCUUUCUACUUGUUCUUCUUAAUAUCGAAGGGAUUUCGUAAAGAAUUUAUUAAUUUACUUGUCAAUUUCUACUAUAAACAUAUACUACGACGUGUACGAGUCGUUCCGGAACGCGACCCACAAGCAAAUCACUUCCAAAUAACUCAAACCAGACAUUGA